This is a messenger RNA of Eruca vesicaria subsp. sativa (arugula), 1985 nucleotides long. NCBI's taxonomy places the organism in Eukaryota, Viridiplantae, Streptophyta, Magnoliopsida, Brassicales, Brassicaceae. The record is from the annotation of a GenBank genome assembly.
UAAAAAGGCGCCCCUCUGGCCAAUAUCUUUUCUUCUCCAGUUCAAAAACGGAGACGAAGGCCAUCGACGGCGAUCUUCGACGGCCCUAUCGAUCUCCGAUUGCCAAACUCGAAUCCACACAAAUAAGUCGAACUCUUCGAAUCCACAAAAAAACAAAAAAAAGUCGUAAUUGUGUGUGUGUUUCGAAACUUCUAGCGACUUUCUUCAAUCGCGUCCAGAUCUCAUGAUUCACCGUCCGAUCUCGUGGCGGCUCCGUAAACCUUGAUGCAACGACCUCAUGCUCGUUCCAGGUUGAAUCACAAAUCAGAUAUGGAUCAUACUCGACCUGGCCAACGAUCAUCCCUCCCCGUCAAAUCCAAGUGUAAACCGACGAAGAAAUCAAUUCUCCUCAUAAUCAUCGGCUCCAUCGCAAUCGCCUUGUUAAUAUUCUUCGUUUGCUAUAUGUUUUUACUCUCCGGAAGGAAUCACCGGAGAGUUUCGCUCCGUUACAGCGUCGUGAUCGACGGCGGGAGUUCGGGGACACGAGUACACGUGUUCGGGUACCGGAUUGAAUCCGGAAACCCGGUUUUCGAUUUCAGUGAAGGCGAAGGGUACGCUAGUAUGAAACUGAGUCCUGGUUUGUCUUCGUAUGCUGAUGAUCCGGAGGGAGCGAGUGUUUCGGUGAAGGAGCUUGUGGAGUUUGCGAAAGGGAGAGUUCCGAAGGGGGAGUUGAAGGAGAGUGAGAUUAGGUUGAUGGCCACUGCUGGGAUGAGAUUGCUUGAGUUGAUUGUUCAGGAACGGAUUCUUGAAGUUGCGAGAAGAGUUCUUAGAUCUUCAGGGUUUAAGUUCCGUGACGAAUCGGCCUCGGUUAUCUCUGGAUCUGAUGAAGGUAUAUAUGCUUGGGUUGUUGCAAAUCAUGCACUUGGUUCUUUAGGAGGUGAUCCUUUACAAACAACAGGAAUUGUUGAACUUGGUGGGGCUUCUACUCAGGUGACAUUUGUGUCAAGUGAGCAUGUGCCUUCUGAGUUCUUGCGUACCGUAUCUUAUGGUAAUGUUUCAUAUAGAAUCUACAGCCACAGCUUUCUCAACCUUGGGCAGGAUGCAGCACAUGAAAAACUAUGGGAAUCACUCAACAACUUAGCUGCAAACUCUACAGGAGAAGUAAUAGUUACUGAUCCUUGUACUCCAAAAGGAUACAUCGUCGACAAAAACUCUACAGGGGAAGGAAUAGUCUUACCUGAAGAAAGUAAAUUUACAGACUCACUUCAAGCUGCUGGUAAUUUCUCAAAGUGCCGAUCCGCUGCCUUCACCAUCUUGCAGGAAGGAAAAGAUAAAUGUCAUUAUAAGCAUUGCUCUAUUGGAGCAUCAUUCACACCUAAACUUCAAGGAAGUUUUUUGGCUACAGAGAAUUUCUUCCACACCUCAAAGUUUUUUGGGCUGAGAGAAAAAGAUUGGCUAUCUGAAAUGAUUGUAGCCGGAGAGAGUUUUUGUGGAGAUGAUUGGUCGAAGUUGAAAGUGAAACAUCCAACAUUUAAUGACGAGAAUUUACUUCGGUAUUGCUUCUCAUCAGCAUAUAUUAUCUCAAUGCUUCACGAUAGUCUUGGUGUCGCUCUUGAUGAUCAAAGAGUGGAGUUUGCAAGUACAGCAGGAGAAAAAGAUAUACCACUAGAUUGGGCAUUAGGAGCGUUUAUACUAAACACUGCAACAACCACUUCUGAUUCCAGUGGUAAAUCUAGAAAAAUUCUUCUUGAGUAGAGUAACGUAGCCAAAUACAAAAUAUAUAUGAUAUUAGUUACUAUGAAAAAUAUUGUUUCAGAAGUAAAUGAUGAUCAUAUAUUUGUAUUCACGUUUACUCUUGUUUAAGAUUAAAAGUCUUCAUUGUUCUCUUUUUAAGUUAGGUACAUGUAAAAAUAUUGGAUAUCAAGUUGAUGUAGAGUGGGGGGUUUUCCAAUGUAUUUUAUGAAUUUCAACAUUUUUUACAUAAAUGACAACUUAUUUCUUUUAAG